AUGGCUCGCGAGCAACAUAAAUUCUGUUCUUCUUUCCUUAAAUCUUUGAAAAAUCAUCCAUCGGCUGUUCCUUUUCUCGAACCAGUUGAUCCGGCAAAGUAUGGGGUCUCUGAUUACUUUGAUAUUAUUAAGAAACCUAUGGAUCUCGGAACAGUCGAAAAAAAACUAAAUAACUACGAAUACUCUACCGUUCUUGCCUUCGUCCAAGAUGUCAGACAAAUAUUUGCAAAUUGUAUCAUGUAUAACGGCAAGGGACAUGCAUUUUCCGUUUUUGCAAAGGAUCUUGACACUUUAUUCAACCAGUUGCUUAGUAAAAUGCCUGGACUGAAGGAAGAACCAGCAGUUAAGACAGAGCCUUCUAACGUACCUGACUCUAAGAUUUGUCUUUCUGGGGAGCCCUUUGCGAGUAAAGCUCCCGUUGAAUCAAUGAAACGACCAAAGAGGACCAUCAAAGCACCUUCUAAAGAUCUACCUGAGGCCCCUUCGGUUAAACGUAAAAAGAGUAAAUUAAAUCAGGAACUUAGUUUUUGUCGUGAUGUGAUCAGGGAGUUACGUAAAAAAGUUCAUUGGGCUUACGCUUAUCCUUUUUACGAACCUGUUGACGCAGAAAAAUUAGGA
Ambispora leptoticha is the source of this 618-nucleotide messenger RNA. Lineage: Eukaryota; Fungi; Glomeromycota; Glomeromycetes; Archaeosporales; Ambisporaceae. The record is from the annotation of a GenBank genome assembly.